This is a messenger RNA of Lodderomyces elongisporus, 1299 nucleotides long. It is a transcript of the gene LAB5, whose product is annotated as putative lipoate synthase. Bases 1 to 1299 code for a protein of 432 amino acids. The record is from RefSeq and is a predicted model, not a curated record. Gene Ontology annotation, cellular component: mitochondrion. Lineage: Eukaryota; Fungi; Ascomycota; Pichiomycetes; Serinales; Debaryomycetaceae. The transcript has a single exon. Gene Ontology annotation, biological process: lipoate biosynthetic process. Gene Ontology annotation, molecular function: 4 iron, 4 sulfur cluster binding; lipoate synthase activity.
AUGCUUCCUCGAAGUAUCAAUAUAUUAAAGCUAAGACCUACAACUCAAGUCACGACAACUGCUCUUAGAGCUCUUGCGACCGAAGCCAAAACCACUCUUGGAGCCACACCUGGAAGCACCAGCACAAGCACCAGCACAAGUACCGCCACCACUACAACUCUUGAAUCUACAAGCACAUCUACAUCAGGGGAUGCUACUGAGACCACUAUUAAAGAAACUAAAAGCAUAAAGCGAAAAAGAACUUUCUUCACCGAUGAGUUAAACAAAGGUCCAUCAUUUGAUGAUUUCGUCAGUGGCAAGGCUAAGGACAUGCUUGAAGACCCACUCGAACUUGCACGUAAAGAUCCCAAUGCCAAACUACCACUGUGGCUAAAAGUGCCCAUUCCCAAGGGUAAAUCAUUCCAUAACGUAAAAAAUGAUGUGCGUGAAUUGAAACUCUCUACAGUGUGUGAGGAGGCAAAAUGUCCUAAUAUCGGUGAGUGCUGGGGUGGAAAAAAGUCUGAAGCUACAGCAACUAUUAUGCUUUUGGGAGACACUUGUACAAGAGGAUGUAGGUUUUGCUCGGUCAAGACCAAUAGAAAGCCUGGCAAGCCGGAUCCUAUGGAACCCGAAAAUACGGCGGAGGCAAUCAGUCGAUGGGGGUUGGGAUAUGUUGUGUUGACCACGGUUGAUCGAGAUGAUUUAAUCGAUGGUGGUGCUAACCAUUUAAAGGAAACAGUGCAAAAAAUCAAGUUCAAAGCACCACAGAUUUUGGUCGAAGUGCUUGGUGGUGAUUUCCGCGGUGAUUUGGAAAUGGUAAAGAUCUUGGCCAAUUCUGGAUUGGACGUUUAUGCACACAAUAUGGAGACAGUGGAGACAUUAACUCCACACAUUAGGGAUAGAAGGGCUACAUAUAGACAAUCAUUGGCCGUAUUGAGAACCGCCAAGGAGACUAAACCAUCAUUGAUCACAAAGACCUCAUUGAUGCUUGGUUUUGGUGAGACUGAUGAUCAGAUUAGACAAACCUUGAAAGAUUUGCGUGAAGUUGGAUGUGAUGUUGUGACAUUUGGUCAAUAUAUGAGACCUACAAAGAGACACAUGAAGGUGGUGGAAUAUGUGACGCCGGAAAAAUUUGAUUACUGGAGAGAUGUUGCAUUGGAGAUGGGAUUCUUGUAUGUAGCUAGUGGACCAUUGGUGAGAUCAUCGUACAAGGCUGGUGAGGCGUUUAUUGAAAACGUCUUGAAAAAGAGAAAGCACAAUGUUGGUGAAAGCCCUAGGAUGUUACAAGAGGUGAAACCAAGUAUAUUCAAAAGAGCAUAA